This is a messenger RNA of Sinocyclocheilus grahami, 553 nucleotides long. Its product is annotated as ferritin, heavy subunit-like. The annotation marks the transcript as partial. The record is from RefSeq and is a predicted model, not a curated record. Gene Ontology annotation, molecular function: ferric iron binding; ferrous iron binding. The transcript is spliced from 2 exons. Gene Ontology annotation, cellular component: cytoplasm. NCBI's taxonomy places the organism in Eukaryota, Metazoa, Chordata, Actinopteri, Cypriniformes, Cyprinidae. Gene Ontology annotation, biological process: intracellular iron ion homeostasis; iron ion transport.
CAGAAACCAGAGAAGGAUGAGUGGGGAAGCGGUGUGGAAGCUCUCGAAUGCGCCCUGCAGCUGGAGAAGAGCGUCAAUCACUCCCUCCUGGAGCUGCAUAAGCUGGCCUCUCAGCACAACGACCCUCAUAUGUGCGAUUUAAUUGAGACGCACUACUUGGACGAGCAGGUGAAGUCCAUCAAAGAACUGGGCGACUGGGUGACCAACCUGCGCCGCAUGGGCGCCCCCCAGAACGGCAUGGCCGAGUACAUGUUCGACAAGCUCACACUUGGCAAAGAGAGCAGCUAAAUACUUUGUCCAUCUUUUCCUUUUUUUGCUGUAUGAGCGUUUAUUUCCUCAUAGGCCUUCAGACUCUAUUUUAUGUUGUUUGACUGACUGGUCAACCUGUGUGUCCAGUUAUUUAAGCAGAAAAACCUCUUAGCUUGUUUGACUCUACCGUGCUUCGCUGUUUAAAGUCGCACUUCUCGUAAGUCAUUGAACUCUGUAUCUUGAGCUCGUUCACAGUUUGUGAUGCGAAACCAAUAAAAUAGAAACCUCUGGGAUCUGAACUUGA